This is a messenger RNA of Purpureocillium takamizusanense, 2123 nucleotides long. RefSeq lists its product as uncharacterized. Bases 279 to 1526 code for a protein of 415 amino acids. The transcript has 4 exons. NCBI's taxonomy places the organism in Eukaryota, Fungi, Ascomycota, Sordariomycetes, Hypocreales, Ophiocordycipitaceae. The record is from RefSeq and is a predicted model, not a curated record.
GGCUCCAAAAAUCCACCUCUGCUCUCCUCCUCUUCUCUCCACACUCACAACGACCGAACCUGCAUUCUCGUCGCAACGCUAUCUCUCUGUCCCCGAAUUCUCCAAGACUAUUUUUCGUUUCCACUCCCGGCACCGCACCGAACUGUUCCUCAUAGAGCAAACAUCCUGCCCAGUGUUGCUCACCACGGUUCAGCCCUACGAGAGCCGUCACACCUACCGCCCGCCCACCCAGAGCUACAUAAUCGAAACCAACUGUUGCGCGUGCACCCGACUUCGACAUGGCCACGUCUGCUACUCAAAACCCCUCCAAGGCUUCCAAGAAGAAGGCCGCUCAUGCCAUUGAGCGCACCGAUUCGCCUGCUCCUAGCACCGGCUCGGCUGCUGCCGACAAGACCAAUGAGUCUCAGGACGAAGCGUUUGAGAGCCCUUAUAUCAAGGAGCUCCAGAAAAACAUUCGCAACAUUAGCAAGAAAAUCACCCAUGCCUCCAAGACCGACACCCUGCUCAGUCAGCAUGCCGGAAAGACCCUCGACGAGCUCGUUGCCGCCAAGGUCAUCAACGCCGACCAGAAAGCACAGGUCCUGAAGAAGCCUGCUCUGCAAGCCCAAGUCACCCAGCUUGAGGAGCAGCUGGCCCAAUACCAAAAGGUUCACGAGCAGUACCGUGCUCGGGCGGCGACUGACAAGGCCGAGUGGGAGAAGUCUUUGGAGAAGGCCAAGGCUGAUGCGGUCGGCGAGGCCAAGGCGGAGUUUGGCAAAUCUCUUCGCGACAAUCUCCUGACCCUGUCACAGUUCCUCCGCCUCGCGGCGUACCGACGUGAGGAGGCCAAGGACCCGGAGUCGGACGAGAGCCAGGCCAUUGAGGGCGUGCUGCUGGCCAUUUACUCUGGCGACGAUGGUGCGGUCGAGUCCAUGCUCAAGCUAAUUGAGGGCUCCGACGACCAGGUUCUGAGCGUCCCUGGAGAGCAGCUCCAAACCACCUACUCGAGCGUCAAGGCUCUUGCGCGUGAUUACAAGACGCCCCUCUAUGUCGAGGCUGGCCAGCCCGCGGAGCCGGAAGCAGCCCAGGACAUCGUCUCCGACCCUACCAUGGCCAACGCCUCGGCCACCGAGAUUGCUGCCGGUGACGCCGCCAUCUCCGAGCAGCAGCAGGCCACCGAGCCAGCUUCCAACGGCAUUGCGAAUGCCAAUGUCAGCGAUGAUGCGGCCAAUGCCGUUGCUGAGAGCCACUGGGACGGUGGAAACGACGCAUCCAUCUCUCAAGAGUGGGUGGAUGUCAAGGUUCCCCGCGACCCAGCCGAGACCGACACUGGCUUGACGGCCACGCCCGCUGCGGCGGCCAAUACUCAGUCGUGGGCCGAUGACCAGCCCGAGCCCGCGUCCGAGGUAAGAGAAACAUCAUCUAUCUCUAAUGAUUGCAUGCGUGGAAAUGCUAACGAAACGGCAGCCCGCCCUCCCUGCUGCCUCCACCGACCCCAACGAUGGGUUCCACCAGGUUCAGCGCAACCGCGGCCGACAGGAUCGUGAAGGCGGCAACUGGCGCGGCCGCGGCCGCGGCGAGUACCGGGGACGCGGACGUGGAGACGGCCGUGGUCGUGGUCGGGGCCGUGGCAACGGCGGCGUGCCCUCCCGAGGCCCCCGUCGCUCCGAGGAGUCGUAGAGCAAUGGCCAGAGGCGCAUUCCCCGGGCCCAACCUAGCUGCCUAACUCCCCUCUUCUUAUUCUCCUCCCAGCGUGUUUCGGAAGCGAUUGUACAUCAUCAUGUCAUGGCGGCGUUUGACCAGGUUUUCGGCCGGAUCGGCGGAUCUGAUUUUGCGACACAUUUGGGCAUUGCAUUGGUAUUCAUACAAAAAUGACCUUCUUCUCAGCUCCGAAUGCUGUUGCUCCGGAUGGAGGUAUGGGAUUGGGGACAUUGGGGGGAAGGGAGGCUGGCGGCUGGCGCCCAGGAUGCAUGCAUGUUGCUGGCGAACGGGUUACGAGGGAUGAAGAAAAUGUACAAAAGGCCAUUCAUGAUGCAGCGGGACCGAGGCGCGUUUCUUGGCCGUCUAAAGACUGGCUGUCACAGAGUCAAUGGCUAUACGCGAUUUCUCUGUCGUCUUCGAUGAAGUAUAUGUCGCGAGGCAAU